GAAAUUAAUUUUCGCCUGCCGAUGAACACGUGAAGAUGUUUUCCAAUCGAAUUUAAGGAAUGUGCCGCAUGAUCUUUAGUUAGUUUUUAGUUAUAUUUUGGACAAGAAAGCCAGCUUACUUCGAGUUCAAUCAUCUAAAGUGUCUUCCCGAAAUGUAGCUUGUUCCUACGACUGAAUCAAGAUGUCUCUUCGUACGAUGCAGCUUCAGGACUUAAACCCUCACAUUAUGUGCGUGUUAUGCGGUGGAUACUUAGUGGAUGCUACAACCAUUGUCGAGUGUCUGCAUUCGUUUUGUCGCAGCUGUAUCGUUAAAUAUCUCCAGACAUCAUAUCACUGUCCUGUUUGUGAUGUUGAAGUCCACAAAACUAAACCGCUUCUUCAUAUUCGACCUGAUAGAACUUUACAAGACAUCGUUUACAAGAUCGUACCUGGUAUUUAUCAUGAGGAGGUUAAUAGGCGUAAAGAGUUUGAAGCGAGUCAAACAGACAAGAAUGAAUCAGCUACUGACGAGACAGCAACGUCAAAUGACCAAGAAAAAGAAAAUCUUCCUUUCGAAGAUCCUGUCUGUAUAACUCUUGAAUAUUUCAGGAAAACAAGGAACCGGAUGGAAAAGGAGGUCUUCCCAACGCGUUAUCUGCGUUGUUCUUCGGAAGUGACUGUAAAAGUUCUGAAGAAAUUUCUGGUCAUGAAGUUUGCUAUUCCUGAAACACACAUAACUGAGAUCAUUCGUUCCGAUGAAAUCUUAGAUGGUCACCUGACUAUGAAAGAAGUGUGCAGGAUAUAUGGCCUGUAUUCCAAGCCGUUUGUAGAUCUACAGUUUGUUUUCCUCGAGAAAAAUGAUUCAGGGGCUGUGUCUGAGGAAAAGCCAAAGAUUCUGGAAGUAAAAAGAAAGAAAAUUAAAAAACGGAAGGGAAACAAAGCUCUCCUGAAGAAAUGCUUGGACUCCAACUCGCCUGGCCAAUUCAAAAAGAAAUUCGGAAAGAAGAAAAAAUCUUCUUCAUAUCAACCAUGUGAGGUUGGAGGAAAAGUCAACAUGGAGCCCAGUGAACCUCAGUCAUUUGAAAACGAAAAGAAAGAGAACCUGGGACCCUCUUCCAAUCUGCUGUGCUCAAAUGUUAAUAAAGGAGGAUUGGAGUCUCCUCAAGGACUUGCUUGUGAUGACGUUGAAAAUCUUCGUGAUCCUAAUGUUAAGGAGUCUAGCCUUUGUUUUCAACCUCAAGCUAACGGAAGUAGCGUUAGCGAAAGUAAGCUGAUUGUUUACUCUCAAGGAAGCGCGAACUUUAAUCAGAACGAAACAUCUGCUGCAGACCAAAGUACUGUUAAUAGACUUGAACAUGAUGUAACGGACACGUCGGUAAGUUCCGAUAUGAAAAUCGCUGAUAGUUCGUCGAUUUUAUCACCAAACUCUCAGUCACGUGGAGAGCUUUUCCUGCCAACGACGAACACGGGUUCUGUGGAUGAGCCUUCAGUCACUUUGGAUGCGAAUGAUUUGGCGUUUGCGCAAUUGGAUGGAAACUUGAAAGGAAAAGAAGUGGAAUCCUCUGUAUUGAACCAAACUAAUGACGAUUUCAUGAAUCACCGUUCUACUGAGUUGGAGUCUCCUAACAUGCUUCGUGGGCUUGGGUUAAUGUUGGAAACCCUGUAGCAUAAACUCGUGAAAUUCCUUUUCAUAAAGGAAGAAGAGUGGUUGUGUGGUACGACGUGGCAAGUGUGAAGUUGAAUAAAACUGGAUAUUUCUCCUGAGA
Messenger RNA from Pocillopora damicornis (cauliflower coral), 1745 nucleotides. RefSeq lists its product as uncharacterized. The record is from RefSeq and is a predicted model, not a curated record. Gene Ontology annotation, molecular function: promoter-specific chromatin binding. Gene Ontology annotation, cellular component: PRC1 complex. Gene Ontology annotation, biological process: negative regulation of transcription by RNA polymerase II. Lineage: Eukaryota; Metazoa; Cnidaria; Anthozoa; Scleractinia; Pocilloporidae.